ACUGCUCUGGUCAGGGUGAGGAGGCCUUGAAGGACUGGAGCACCGGGACCAGAGAGGGAAACGGGGACAAGGGAGGCUUCUGAGGUUUCUCACAUCACCCCCGGAGCCCGAAUAUCCUGCUCCAGUGCGAGACACAGAGACAGAGACCGAGAUAGAGAAUGAACACAGGAGAGAGGGAACCAGGAGAAGUCACACUUUCCUCCAUCAGCUUGGAAAUGACCUCCCAAAAGUGUUUUGCCCCAUUCUCUCCCUGAGAGCGCGGUCACACAGGCCAUCCACCCUGGAGGGGAGGGGAUUCCACAGGGAUGUGUGAGCAGGAUUCGGGAAUGCCCGGGAACCACUGUGGGGAUUGCCCAGCACGUGGGCGCAGACGAGGCCCUGGGGCCUGAGCCUAACCCUGAUGGGAGCCCCUGGAAGUCUGCGUCACCAGGGGACAAGGUCGGAAUCCGUUCAUUGCAACCUUCCCUCAGGGGCUGGGACACAGGCAGGAGGGGAGUGGCUUUGCCUGGACCCCAGAGCGGACCAGGCCCCUCUGAGCUGUGCUCCAUGUCCGGCCCAGCCCCUGGCUGCUCCUUACAUUGUCGAGUGUGCACCAGCCUCCUGUGAUGGCAGAGACAGCCCCCGGCCCAGCUCAUUUCGUUAGAGAUCCUCAAACGAAGAUGUUCACAUGCUGCCUUCCGAGGUCCAGAGGCUGUAGGCGGAAGAAAGCACACCCUGCGAACGCUGUCCCCCCACGAUGUCGUGUCAGGGCUCCCCACUGCCUCUGGCCGUUUGGUCAGAAAGAUCACAAGACCACGGAUGAAAUCGGGAGGAGACUGGCGGACAUCCGUUCCAUUUCCGGGACCUGGGGCGUGACCCCACAGGGGUCCCCAGGAGCAGGUGCUGGGGAUUGCGGGGGAAGGCCUCCGACACCAACCAGACCACUGUCCCUGGUGGUCAUUGACUGGAUUGUGCUGCAGGAGCCGGACGCCACGGAGGUCGAGCCCGAGGCUGAGAAGCCUGGUGCUGGGUGCCUGUGGGUGUGUGGGGACGGGUCGGGGCUGACUCACAGGGAGGAGCCCCCAGAGGCUGGUGUGGGGCCAGGAGCAAAGACUGGACUGCAGUCGAGACGUCCCGGGGAGGGCUCCGUCCUGGCUGCGGCUUCUCUGGGAGGCCCUGGGCUGGGCUCUGUCUUGCAAAGGCCCACGGAGAGCAUGCACGGGGUGAGCUUUUCUCCUCUCACCGCUGCUCCACCACCUAAGGAGCUAGAGUUGGCUCCAACUCCAUCAGCAGCUCUGCAGGGAGGGGUGGUGCCUGCAGAGACGUCAGCAGGAGACCAGGAGCCAGCAGGUGACCUGGCACCUGCCCACGGAGAGCCUGACGCCGACCAGGAAGGGCCUGCUGGAGAGCCUGUGCCCGGAGAGCCUGCCCCUGUUCCUGCCACUGUUCCUGCCGGAGCCGGUGCCCCUGUGCCUGCCCCGAACUGUGGCUCUGCUCCUUCCCCAGACCCGGCUCCUGCCCCUCCUCCUGCUCCUACAGGGCUCCCAGAACCACAGCCAGAACCCAUAUCCUUGCGGGGAGAGCCCCUUGUACAAUUACCCUUAGUUCCAUCAGCUGACCCCAACAUCCCGCCAUAUUGUUUCAUGCCAUCCCCUUAUUUUCUUUCUCUCGGUACAAAUUAACUGUUAUAUUAUCUUUCCUUGUCCUAUA
Messenger RNA from Zalophus californianus (California sea lion), 1689 nucleotides. RefSeq names its product skin secretory protein xP2-like. NCBI's taxonomy places the organism in Eukaryota, Metazoa, Chordata, Mammalia, Carnivora, Otariidae. The coding region runs from base 606 to 1661 and encodes 351 amino acids. The record is from RefSeq and is a predicted model, not a curated record. The transcript has 3 exons.